AUCCAAUUCAGCGUUUUUCGUUGACUGAAACUGGGUGCAGUCUGCUUCCACGAACACGAUGGAUACAGACAUGGAAUGGCGAUUAUACAAAGCAUGCGAGCUUCGCUGCAAAUUAUAUUACCAUCCAGUACCAAAUAAUCUUUUUUUUUUUUUUCUCUAUCAAAUGGAUCCUGCAGCUGCUUCACCCAUUGAUUAUCUUCUAAUGGAUUCAGCUUUAUACGAAGCAGUGGUGGAAGGAAACGAAGAUGAUGUAGAUGAAUCUCUUUGGUACAAGAUGGAACAACAUGGCGGCCGCCAGGUGACGCCAAAGGGUAACACUGUCCUUCAUAUCGCGGCUCUAUAUGGUCACUUGCAUUUCGUGCAAAAGAUUCUGGAAAAGCACAGUUCUUUGUUAUGUGUUCCCAACAAGGAAAAUGAAACUGCGCUUCACAUUGCUGCAAGGGAAGGCCACAGUGGCGUCGUCUCUACGCUCAUCAACUGUGCCAAAGCGCGCCCAGAACUCGAAUCUGGGAUAGGAGCAAGAGAUAUGGUGAGGAUGAUGGAUGGCGAUAAAGACACAGCUUUGCACAAGGCGGUGAGGAAAGGGCAUUUGGAAGUUGUUAAAUUGCUGGUGAAAGAGGAUCCGGAAUUUGAGUUUGGUGCCAAUGUGGCAGGGGAAACCCCACUUUACCUAGCCGCAGAGCUGCAAUUUCAUGAGUGUUUGGUCGAAAUCUUGAACAAUUCCCAUAGACCUGUUUUCGAUGGACCUCUUGGCCGAACUGCGCUUCAUGCAGCAAUAAUUCAUAGGGGGAGCCCAAAAGAUUCCACAAAGUUAUUGUUGGAAAAAGAAGCAUCUUUGUGUGAGGUGGGUGACGAUUGGGGUUGGACGCCAUUGCACUACGCUGUAAGGCUACAUAAUGAGAAAGCUCUUUAUGAGAUUCUGCAAGUAAAAAGCAGUGCAGCAUACAUCCCAGCAGGAGGCAAAGAAGGUGAGUGGACAACUGCAGUUCAUAUAGCAGUAAGUGAAAACUCUGUGGUAUUGUUCAAACAAAUAUUACAGUGUUGCCCACUCUGUUGGGAGAUGGUUGAUAGCAAAGGUCGAAAUGCCCUUCAUGAAGCAAUUUUGAACAAUAGCACAGACAUGAUCAACUUUAUCUUAAAUUCUCCAAAAAGGGAUCACCUUGUUGAUGAGAAAGACGAGGAUGGCAACACUCCUCUACAUCUGCUGGCUGCUUCCAACAUCUGUGUGCCGCCAGAACUGAUCCAACAUCCUAGGUUAAGUGGCGGCAUGGUUUUUAACAAACAACACUUGACUCCAUUGGACAUUGCAUCUCAGCUGGGAUCUGGUUCAGUUGGCAAGCGUGGUGACCUAACAAUGAAAACAAAGAGGAACGACGAAACCAGGAUGGAAAUGGAAAUGAGAGAUCCUAAGGAAAGGUCUGUUAGUAGUGCGGGGAAGAUGGCUAAGGCACACAUUGUAGUGGUGGCUCUAAUAGUCACAGUGACCUUUGCAGCCGGGAUGACAGUGCCAGGAGGAUACAAUGACAAUCAGGGUGAGAGGCAAGGGAUGCCAAUUCUAUUAAGAAAAUCAGCUUUCAAAGCAUUUGUUGUUACUAAUGCUAUUGGCUUUGUGUGCUCCGUAUCUUCACUGAUUGGAUACAUCACGUUGGUUGAAGAAAUUUCGAGUUUUGGGAGACCAAAAGUUGUACACAAGCUUGUUUCCUACUCGAUUCUUUUGCUUGAUUUAUCCUUGACAGCACUGAUACUUGCAUUCAUAACGGGGAUGUUUGCAGUUUUAACAGUACAUUCAUCUGCUGUUGCAGUGGGAGUAUGCAUUGGCGUCUGCAUAUGUAUCAUUGGCAUCAUCAGUUUCCUCCUCUUCUCUGGGUACAAUGAACACUGGUGGAUUGUAAGAAAAUAUGAAGAAAUUAUUCAACUUUUCAACAAACUUGGGUAGCUUUAGAGAUUGGUAUGUAUAAAGCGGCAGUGAAAGGAAACACUGAAGAUUGGGUUAUUGUUCAGCAAAAGGCAUCUGAGUUUAAGAGCAAUGU
Ipomoea nil (Japanese morning glory) is the source of this 2030-nucleotide messenger RNA. Its product is annotated as protein ACCELERATED CELL DEATH 6-like. The record is from RefSeq and is a predicted model, not a curated record. The transcript has 3 exons. Gene Ontology annotation, cellular component: plasma membrane. Gene Ontology annotation, molecular function: protein phosphatase 1 binding; protein phosphatase regulator activity. Lineage: Eukaryota; Viridiplantae; Streptophyta; Magnoliopsida; Solanales; Convolvulaceae. Bases 59 to 1936 code for a protein of 625 amino acids.